AUAGAGUCCUCUUCCACUUUCACAUUUUUUCUUAUCAUAUCACUCAAACUUUCCAAAUACCACUAAGAUAUUUUUUUUUUAUAUAUCAUAUGGUCCAUCAUUUCUCUACCAAAACUUCUCUUUCAUUUCUUCCUCCUCUCAAAAAAUAUUCAUAUUACAAAAAUUUUAUCAUAUAAUAUAAUUAAUUAAAUGUCCAACAUCUUAUUGUUAUUGUUUGAUACUCAUGUAUCCAAUUCUCAGUGAAAUUUUCUUUUCUGGUUGCAUGAUCAAUUCCACUGUUAGGCGCAGGACCCAUUUAGUUCAAUCUUUCUCUGUUGCUUUUCUCUAUUGGCUUUACUACGUUUCAUGAUUUUUAAUCUCUCUUAGUUUAAUCCUAUAUCAUAAUAAUUAAUUAAUAUAUCUAUAUAAUAAAACUACAUAAUAAUAUUUCUGCUGUAUUUUUCUGAGUUUGUUAGUUAAAUUUCUAGUAUUUGGGUCCUGCUAGUGUUUUUAUUUUUGUUAUUAGUACUAAUUAUUAUUAAAAGGGUCAUUAAGUUAAUUAAUAUAUAUCUCAUCAUGGCUUCAUCAAGUGGAACAUCUUCAGGUUCAUCUCUGCUACAAAACUCAGGUUCAGAAGAAGAUUUACAGUUGUUGAUGGAUCAGAGAAAGAGGAAGAGGAUGAUAUCGAACCGCGAAUCAGCUCGUCGGUCACGGAUGAGGAAACAGAAGCAUUUGGAUGAUCUUGUUUCUCAAGUUUCUAAACUGAGAAAAGAGAAUCAAGAAAUACUCACAAGUGUUAAUAUCACUACUCAACAGUGUUUGAGUGUUGAAGCUGAAAAUUCAGUUUUGAAGGCACAGAUGAAUGAGUUGAGUAAUAGGUUGGAAUCUUUGAAUGAAAUUGUUGGUGCUAUGAAUUCAAGCAAUGGAGUUUUUGGAGCUUCAACUACUUUUGUUGAGCCAAAUAAUGGUUUUUUCUUCAACUCUUUGAAUAAUAUGUCUUAUAUGAAUCAACCUAUUAUGGCUUCUGCAGACAUUUUGCAGUACUGAGACGGAUCUGGAUUCCCUGCUGUAACAAAAUCACAUUGCAACAUAGUAAAUAAUGUCGACCAUUAAUUUGAGAUCAGACACCUCAAAUUAACAAUGACAAAAUUAAUUUAAAAUAUUCUACGAUGGUCGAGAUUGAAAACUGUGUGAAAGGGUUAUGCUCUUGGGAACCUACUUCAAGAAUUGUUGAUUUCUUUUGAUUUGAGUUAGUUGAUGAGUAAUUGUAAUGACCUAUAAUACCAAAAAUGGUGAUAAGGAAUAAGUGAAUUGUGUGUAUCAUAAAGAGCAAAGGGUUGUUAGGUGUUGGUUCUUUGAAUGGGGUCUAAUGGAGGCAUUGGCCAAUAUAUUAUUUGUUUGUCACCUACCAUUGCUAUAUUAUAUUAUUAAUAUUGUAAUAUUUACCAAGUUUUUCAUGCAUUUAAUUAAUAAUUAUCUCUUGUCUUUUA
Messenger RNA from Trifolium pratense (red clover), 1469 nucleotides. RefSeq names its product bZIP transcription factor 11-like. The coding region runs from base 556 to 1026 and encodes 156 amino acids. Lineage: Eukaryota; Viridiplantae; Streptophyta; Magnoliopsida; Fabales; Fabaceae. Gene Ontology annotation, cellular component: nucleus. Gene Ontology annotation, molecular function: transcription cis-regulatory region binding; DNA-binding transcription factor activity. The record is from RefSeq and is a predicted model, not a curated record. The transcript has a single exon. Gene Ontology annotation, biological process: positive regulation of DNA-templated transcription.